Molecule: messenger RNA, 996 nt
Organism: Capra hircus (goat)
Lineage: Eukaryota; Metazoa; Chordata; Mammalia; Artiodactyla; Bovidae
Gene: GFI1B
Product: growth factor independent 1B transcriptional repressor
Biological process (GO): regulation of transcription by RNA polymerase II
Cellular component (GO): nucleus
Molecular function (GO): RNA polymerase II cis-regulatory region sequence-specific DNA binding; DNA-binding transcription factor activity, RNA polymerase II-specific
Source: RefSeq, marked provisional
AUGCCACGCUCCUUCCUGGUGAAGAGCAAGAAGGCUCACACCUACCACCAGCCCCGAGCCAGGGAGGAUGAGCUGCUCUGGCCGCCGGCCCUUGGCCCUGUGGCCAGGGACCAGGUCCCGAGCAUCAGCCCCGUCCUCAGCUCCCUGUUCCCAAACCAGCACCUGGGCUGGACGGACCUCAAACGGGAGCCGCAGCUGGAGCUGGAGCAGAGCUCAAUGACCCGGCUGGCCUCGGGCCCAGAAGGACCUGCCGUGACGUCCCGACCCCAGGAUGGGGACUCGCCCUCCUCUGACUCACCCCCAUUCUACAAGCCCAGCUUCUCCUGGGAUGCCCUGGCUUCCUCCUACGGCCACAGCUACCGGCAGGCCCCCUCCACCAUGCAGUCUGCCUUCCUGGAGCGCUCCGUCAGCCUGUAUGGCAGCCCUCUGGUGCCCAGCGCCGAGCCACCUUUGGACUUCAGCCUCCACUAUUCCCCAGGCAUGGACGCAUACCACUGCAUCAAGUGCAGCAAGGUGUUCUCCACCCCUCAUGGGCUGGAAGUGCACGCCCGCCGCUCCCACAGCGGGACCCGGCCCUUCGCCUGCGACGUCUGCGGGAAAACCUUCGGCCACUCCGUGAGCCUGGAGCAGCACACGCACGUCCACUCCCAGGAGCGCAGCUUCGAGUGCCGGAUGUGCGGCAAGGCUUUCAAGCGCUCGUCCACCCUGUCCACGCACCUGCUCAUCCACUCGGACACGCGGCCCUACCCCUGCCAGUUCUGCGGCAAGCGCUUCCACCAGAAGUCUGACAUGAAGAAACACACCUAUAUCCACACGGGUGAGAAGCCACACAAGUGCCAGGUGUGCGGGAAGGCCUUCAGCCAGAGCUCCAACCUCAUCACCCACAGCCGGAAGCACACGGGCUUCAAGCCUUUCAGCUGUGAGCUGUGCGCCAAGGGCUUCCAGCGCAAAGUGGACCUGCGACGGCACCGUGAGAGCCAGCACAACCUCAAGUGA